GUUUGUGCCACUCUUAGUUAAUUAGACUUUAAUCCUUUAGCACGAUAUUAGAAGUAGACCUUUGCAACUGUAAAAGCAUUUUAUAGCCAUUUUUUUCUGAUAGUUUGCGAGUGAGGGCUUUACUCUGAAAAUAUACACAGGAAGUGCUUUUUUAGUGCUGCACGCUUGUGUUGCGUUCACACCUGAGGAGAGAGAGGGGCUCAGCAUCCCUCUUGCGUCCUGCAGGAGUGUGUCGCGGUCCCUGUGAGGAAAGCUGGACUGAGCGGAGGAUACUGAACCGACAACAUGUCCUGUCUCCACAUCAGAGGGAUAUUUCUCACUCUGUGUUUGGCUCCGGCUGCUUUGUCGAGCCUGCACCCUGAAUGUGAGUUCAUAUUUCAGCUGGAGAAAGAAGAGCGUAACUGUCUUCAGUACAUUGCAGAGCAGGGCAACAGAAGCACAGAAGGGUGUUGGCCGUUCUGGGAUGCAGUCCUCUGCUGGCCUCCUGCAGUCAUUGGGGAAACAGUCCGCAGUGCUUGUCCUGCGGUCUUCUCCCUCUUCAAAAACAACACAGGUUCAGUUAGUCGUAACUGCACCAGUGGAGGUUGGACCAGACCUUCUCCACCGUACCAUAUCGCCUGCAGCGUGGAUGAUGACAUUCCUGAGACAGAGCAGGCAUACUUCGCCACAGUGAAGCUCAUAUACACCAUUGGCUACAGCAUCUCUCUGGCGGUGCUGGCUGUUGCUGUGUUGAUCCUGUUGCUCUUCAGGAGGCUACGCUGUGCAAGGAACUUUAUUCACAUCCAGCUCUUCAUGACAUUUAUCUUGAAGGCCGUGGCAGUGUUCAUUAAGGAUGCUACACUGUUCUCAAGUGAUGACAUCAACCACUGCACCCUUUCUACAUUUGCUUGUAAGGCCUCUGUGGUCUUCUGUCACUACUGUGUAAUGGCCAAUUUUUUCUGGCUCCUGGUGGAGGCGCUCUACCUCAAUUCCCUGCUGCUUUCGUCCUUCUAUCACAGUCGCCGGUGCCUCUGGGGCUUCAGCCUGCUGGGAUGGGGUGUACCUGUGCUCUUCAUCAUCCUGUGGAUUGGAUCCAGAUUGUACUUUGAGGACACAGAAUGUUGGGACAUCAACGAGGACUCACCCUAUUGGUGGAUCAUCAAAGGGCCAAUUGUUGUGUCUAUAGCGGUCAAUUUUAUGCUCUUCAUGAACAUUGUCAGAAUCCUGAUACAGAAGCUCAAUCCUCGGCUGAUCCAGUUCAAUAACUCCUCUCAGUACAGACGCCUGACUAAGUCCACCCUCCUUCUCAUCCCUUUGUUUGGUACUCACUACAUGUUCUUCAAUUUUCUGCCCGACUACUUCAAUGUUAAUCUGCGCCUCUGUAUUGAGCUCUGCAUGGGAUCCUUCCAGGGGCUUCUCGUUGCGGUUCUCUAUUGCUUUCUCAAUCAAGAGGUCCAGAAAGAGGUCCAUGUGCAUUGGCUGAGGUGGCAGGAGAGGAGCUAUGGUGUGGUGUCACCUGCUGCAAAGGGCAGCCAGAUGGACACACCCUUCUAGUGGUGUCCUGACCGGUCCUCACCCUCUACCUAUAAGACUUCUGCCAAUCGGACGCAUAUCCAUCAUCGUCUCUAGUGGGCUGUACAGUAUGCAUAACACCAGUGAUUGUCAGCCAAGCACCAUUGAAGCCUGAGUCUAUAUGUUUUUAAAUGUAUCACAGACUGUUUUAGUGAGUGCAUUCCUUCAGCCUGAGUGGACGUGAACUUUCCUGUGGAGAAUGUUUCUGAAAUCUCAUGACAUUUCACAUGCACACUUCAAGACAGGUCCCACCAGUUUUAUAUCCUUAUCUGUUUGCACACUGUGGCAACAACUUUAGAAAGGUCAGCUUCAAAAUUACCUUCGAGGGCUCACCGAUCAAAUUAAAGUGUGUAAGAGAGGCAAGGUUCCCCAAGGGACCUUGGCUUGGAAAAAAAGUGAAUGAUAGUUAAUAAGGUAACACAAGUAUUUUGAUAAUAAUAAUUUGAUCCUGUUUGAAUUGUGCCACGAAUUCCACAAAUGAUGUUUAUCAGUUUAAAAGAAAGACAGUCACUGUCACACUUUCAUGGCACAAUGCUGAUGACCACUUUACUGUUUACUUCAAAGGCUAAAGCCAAUAAAGCGUGAUGUGUCCUGUCAUGUCGUGUUCCACCUCAACGAUAUGAAAGUCUCUACAUCUCCACCACCACCUGCAAGUCAGCAAAGGACCAUGUAGGAUACUGUAUGUAUCACGGAAUUAUUUCUAAAUUGUUUAAGGAAUGCUAAAAUGUUGUUAAUAAUUUCACAUAUUCCCUUAAUUACCAAAUUUGUGGAGCUCACUUUGAUGGGAUUAGCAUUUGUAUUCUUUAUGUCUUACAAAUCUGAUGAAACAACAUAAAAAAUAUUGAAUUACUACUGAGUUCUGCACUGGCCAGAUUCUUUUUUAUCAUAAGUGAAACAUUUGCCUUAUACUUUAUGUAUGAACUAGUUGCUGUCAGACUGUUGUUUUGCAAUGACUUUCCUCUGUUGUUUCAUCUGGAUGUUUCUGCUUUCCUCGUGCCUCUUUCUGUGAUGUCUUUUUGUGAUGCCUUGUGAAAAAAUAACGGCUUCCUGCAAGUUAAAGCGUAAGAAUUUUUACUAAGCUUCAUCAUGGCUCUAAGCAACCUCUUACACAAAAUGAAGAUAUCAUUGAUGGGCAGCUGAAACAUUGUUCAUAACCUUGAUCACAAGGAAGCUGUGUAAUUCAUAAAAACAGUAUAAAAGUAGUUUGUAAAAUGUCUCUUUUGCCUCAUAAGGAAAACCUUAAUAAAUGUUAUUGUUAA
Scatophagus argus is the source of this 2810-nucleotide messenger RNA. It is a transcript of the gene ghrhrl, whose product is annotated as growth hormone releasing hormone receptor, like. Gene Ontology annotation, molecular function: growth hormone-releasing hormone receptor activity; G protein-coupled peptide receptor activity; growth factor binding. The record is from RefSeq and is a predicted model, not a curated record. NCBI's taxonomy places the organism in Eukaryota, Metazoa, Chordata, Actinopteri, Scatophagidae. Gene Ontology annotation, biological process: cell surface receptor signaling pathway; positive regulation of cell population proliferation; adenylate cyclase-activating G protein-coupled receptor signaling pathway. The transcript has 13 exons. Bases 286 to 1533 code for a protein of 415 amino acids. Gene Ontology annotation, cellular component: plasma membrane.